Molecule: messenger RNA, 1429 nt
Organism: Populus trichocarpa (black cottonwood)
Lineage: Eukaryota; Viridiplantae; Streptophyta; Magnoliopsida; Malpighiales; Salicaceae
Exons: 5
Coding region: 186-1103 (305 amino acids)
Source: RefSeq, a predicted model, not a curated record
UACCCAACUCAAGCAUGUGAGAUUCCGAUGUGUGUACGGAACCGAUUUCCCUACCGUAAAAUACCGAUGCCCCGACUGCUCAGCUUUCACCAAUAACUAACUAACAAACCCAAAAAGGCGUCUAAAAGUACACAACCAUUCCAUUCACAAACAAGAAAUCUAUACUGUAAAUAAAUAAAUAAAAAAUGGAAGCCCUCGAUCUUCUCUUCUCCAUCACUUCCACUUUCUUCACUUCUCUCGCCCUCUCUCUCCUCCUCGUCUUCCGCACUCUCUUCACGCGCCGCCCCUCCUCCACCAUUCACUCUAAUGCCGUCUCCCUUUACCAAGGCACUGUCUGGCACGAACGUCGCCGCCCUGUCCACCACUCUUUCCUCUACUCGGUGCGCUACGCUUUGUUUGACCUCGACCACGCACACGCACCUCCCGACCACCUUUCCGCCGAUGAAGCUCGCCAAGUCGCUCAGACCACCGGACCAGUUUUUCUGCUGACAAUACCUCCAAGUGUGGGAUAUGAACAAAAUCCACUGAGUUUGUAUUAUUGCUACGACAUGGAUGGGUCUGCUCGACUUCUCAAGAAAUGCAUUGCGGAGGUAACAAAUACUCCAUGGGGUGAAAGAGUUGUUUUCAUUUUUGAUCCAAACUCAGAUGUAGUGGCAAAACCAUUACAUGUCAGCCCUUUUAUGGAUAUGCUGGGGAAUUGGAAUAUCAAAGCAAAUGAUCCCACGGACAGUUUAUCUGUGUUUAUUUCAGUUCAGCACCCUGAGCUUGGUGACUAUUUUGUGGCCUCAUUGAAAGCUAAAAGACUCUCCUCGGUGUCUGAUCAUGCUAUGUUCUUCUGGCUGAUGCCACAUAAAGUUGCUUUAUGGAUAUAUUGGCAUGCCUUAAAACUGUGGUGGAAAAAUGUUCAUUUCAUCCAACAUCCAAGAUAUACUAACCCUACAUAUAGGGAGGAAGCUAUGAUCCGUGAUAAAAAACUUCAAUGUAAUCAGGCACUUGCAUGGGACAGAGGCAACUGUUUGCAAGCUGAUGGACAUCAUCCAGGAAAUUUGGCUGAUAGAAAACGUUGGUUCAAGUGGAGAGAUGCCAAAAGGCCAUGGUGUUGAAUUCUAGGGGUAAGGUUUUUACUGUGAUAUAUUUUUCUUUUAUUUCCCAUACCUACAUACAUGCAAGGCUGGCUUUAGGCAUGCAGAUUAAGAGAAAAAAUAUACCUAUUAUGGUCCCAUUUGUUGUUGGGGUGACUGCAGAGCCACCGUAGAGAACUGAAAAUGUGCUGACUGGUUUUGUGGACAUUCUGCUAUUCCUUUAGUUUCCCUUCUCAUUUGUAAAGCAAGAAUCAUGCUUGAAGUUGUUUUAGAAUUUGCGUUGCCGGAACUCUAUUGUAUUGGAAAUCAAGUGAUCAAAUUGCUUUUGCUUGAUGAUUUUUGUUUAA